AUCACGUUAUGCCCACACGAUCCUACACACUAUAACGCCCGCGAUCCGUUUGCGAAAAUACAAAGUGCAAAAAGCGGAGAAAUUUGUAACCGUCCACGGCCACGUAGAUAAUGCGAAGUGUCUUCUUUUCCCGCGUUCGGUGAAGAUCUUAGCCAUUCGAAACCAUUGCCAUAAAUUUCCCCAGUCUAUGUCACAGCUAACAGGAGCGCGAUGACGUUUUCCGAAACAACGGCAUACAUGGUUGCUUUUGGAAGGGCCCUCGACGAUAUCUGUACGAAUAUAUAGGUACCCUGCUAGCCUGCUCAACACUUCUUCUAUGUAUUCUGUACAUGUUAGCCGUCAAUUGGAAUUCAGUCACGUGACUUUAUCCGCCAUUCAUCACCGCACACACAUACACUAGUCUUUUAUACUGCGUGUCUUUUACGUAUGCGCCGGCUGUGGUGAAACGAGCUACGAGAUCGAAAAUCAACCUGCAAACCCUCCGAAUUUCGCUGAUAUAUUUUGUUUCCGGAAGAGUGCCGCCUGGGAAAUAUAGCCAUCAUGCAUCGCAAAACGCGAUUGAAGAUAACGGAUCUAAAUAAGCACCUAACAUGUACGCUGUGCAAAGGAUAUAUCGUGGAUGCGACAAGCAUCAUGGAAUGUUUACAUUCAUUUUGUCGGAGUUGCAUUGUUCGUUAUCUUCACACCAGUAAGCAAUGUCCGGUAUGUGACACACAAGUCCACAAGACCAGACCACUACUCAACAUCAGAUCUGACAAAACGUUGCAGAAUCUUGUCUAUAAAUUGGUACCCAGCAUGUUCAAAGGAGAAAUGAAAAGGAGGAGAGAGUUUUACAAGUCACACCCAGAAGCCAGUACUAGUCUCGCACAGAAUGUUUCAAGGGAAGAACUUGGAGAAAUGGACGAACAGGAGCUCAUUAUUUACACCGACGAUGAACAUCUCAGUCUCUCCCUCGAGUACUAUCAACAGAACAUUCACAUACCAAAACCUAAACCAGCCGCUGCCUUACCGCGUUCAGUCGGUAAUGGGGACAAUGUGUCAACCAGCAGUAGCAGCGGUAGCAGCAGCAGCAGCAGCAGUAGUGAUACAAGCAGUGAGAGCGGUGGAAGUAAUCCCGACGUUGCCAGUGGUACUACCGCGGUUGCCGGUGGGAGCGCAACGGGAAGCAGUAAAGGAAAUACCUCAGCGGCGGCACCAACGGCGGCACCAACGGCAGGAGACACACAAGCGGUUGUGAGCGCUGCGGUUACCGCAGCACUGAAGGUUGCGGCGAGCGGUGCGAAGUCAAGUGCUAAGGCGACGGAGGAGAAACGGGGAGGUCAGACAGAUGCAGCUGAACGAUCGGCGCAGGAAAGAUUAAAAGGAAAGCCGAAUGGAACGUCGACGUUAAAGAGUACCAGCGGUCCAAUAAACGGCAAGACGAGAGCAAAUGGUGAUGCAAACGGGUUGUCAGACGAGAUUGUUGAUAAACGGUACUUAAGAUGCCCUGCAGCUGUCUCCAUAGGUCAUAUCAAGAAGUUUAUCAGACACAAGUUUGGAUUAUCACUGGCUUACCAGAUUGAAGUCAUGUACAGAGGAAGCGAAGAUGAACUGCUACCAGACGAAUACACCUUGAUGGACGUUGCUUACAUUUACACAUGGGGUCGGGUCGGACCGAUGCCUCUUGUCUACCGUGUUUACCAACCACUUGCCAAACCACUGAAAAGAACCCUCACUGAUAAAAACGCGUCCAUCAUUCCUGAGAAAAUACCAAAGAAAACAGACACUUCUCAAAACCAGCAGAAAAUUCUCCCAUCAGCUGCGUCGAAACCGAAGGACACUUCGCCGAACCAGGGUUCGCAGGAAAACACGUCUCCCGCAACGACACCGGGUGUGCAACCGGACACAGUGAAAUCGAAUAGUGCGUUGAACGUACCGGCGUUGCCCGGGUCUGUUGUUGCAGCGAACAGGUCAUAGCGACGGAUUAUACAACUCCCAUGCAUAUCGACCAUUGGUUUAAGUCGGACAGCUGUAGGAUCUCCCAGUUUUUUUAUCGCAAUCUGUAAGAAAUUCUUGCGGCCAUCGGAAUAGGAACGCAACGAGUGGAGUAAAUUGGCACACGUGCUAUGUAAGAUUUUGCAAGACUGUGUAACUUCGUUCUAUACAAUCAUGCAUGUAGGCUGAUGUUUUCAGGGGUUCUCAAGCAAAUCCAAAUCUGAGGAGCAUGUCAUGAAAGGACUGUUUACCAUACAGGUACCAUAGAAGCGGUCCAACAGAUACAUUUGCUUCUCAUCCAUCAGAAACAAAAGAGGUUGCCAGAUAUGACAACCUGUGAGAUGGCAACUGAAACGCAGAUUUUCCAGGCAUUUAGCAAUAUCUUCAACACUGCUACGGUCAUCUGUUCAUCGUGAAGACAAUUGCGACUUUCGUUUGAUGUGUAAUUAGUCGGUUCUUACUCGAAUUGUCCACCUACUUCAUGAAAUCUGGGGCCCGUUGCAGAAAGGGUUGCAAUCAAACGCAACUCUAAAAAACUCAAACUCAUAACGAUCGGAACUUGCGCUGGAUUUUUAGGCUUUGUUUAAACGUUUAAACGCAACUUUUUGCUGCAUUGGGCCCGAGAAUUGGGUAGGCCAGCCAUAUCCCAGUUCCAUCAGUUUACCAACGCCAUCGACACCAACACCCAAUGUAGCGAUCCAAUGAUCAGAAAUCAGUUUGUGUUUUAUCACCGACUUGGAGUCGAUGUUUGGUGUGCGACCGUGCAAGCGAGGACCUAUAGUGACCUUUGACCUGAAAUGUUUGUUGAAUGAUAAAAAAAAAUCCGUUUUGCCCGUUGUCGGUAUACCACGAAGAUAGGGACAUGCUGCUUUUAUUCUCAGCUGAGCAAGACAUUUUGAGGUCGGACCCGUGGUUUCUGUACAAAAUGAUUUUCUUUAUUGGGUCCUUUCAAGAGGCCUCCAGAAAGUGCAGUAUCGUGAUGAGGAACUAUUUCAGUGUCUCGGAAAUCCAUGUUUUGUGUUUUGUUUUGUGUUUAAUACCAAUAACCUUCUGAAGGAAAAUUCGUGGUAUGUAAACUUGAUUGUGUUCGCUCUUGGAGGGUGGAUAUUAUUCAUGUAUGUCAUUUUGGAUGGUUCGAAUUUUAUUUACGAAAAUAUAUUAAUUUAUCCAUGCUGAUGUUUACUUUAGAGAUGCAUCGUAUCUUAUAUCUUAGGUUUUUAACAAAUUCUUGACAUUUUAAUCAUUAUUGAAUUGAUUAUCACCGGAUUUUGUUCUCCUUCUUGAUUCAGCGGGGUUAUUCAUCAUCAUAUCCUCGUUUAAGAUUUUUAGAAACUUCCCGAUGUAAAAUUUGGUCCGUUUUAUACUUCCAACGAUUCAUUUACCGUAUUUGCUCUGCCUAUGGUCCUACAUCACGUUUAUAAGAAAAAUGAAAUAUCCAUCUUUGUUCAGGUCUUCUUGCGUUAGUGGGAAAGUUUAUGAUUCUGAAUUUUCUAUGAAAAUAAUAUUCAAAUAUAUUGUGCUGAAAUAUUUAGGAAGAAUACUUUUAGUUUUAUGGCAUAGUUAUUUGUCCAAAUCCCUCUAAUUCUGGAAUAUAUUGGUCAAGAUAGUCAUACGGUCACUUGCCAUAUAUAUUGUCCUAUUAAAAAAUAUGACAUCGAAAGAAAUUAGUUUUUAUCGAUUUUUCGCUUAUGAUUCGAGAAAGUGUCCAGUAUCUACCUUCCUUUUACACCGAAAUUACGGCUACAUUGACAGAACAAAACGCCAACAUAACAAAGAUAGAUCAUUUACCAAUGCAAUUAGAUCAACGUUUCGUGCAGAUAAGGCAACAAUAAUAAUUAUGGCAAGUGAGGGAAUGCUAUUUUAUGAUAAUAUGCAUUUUACCAUAGUACACCCUCUGAUUAGAGUGUUAUGUUCAAACUCAGACCAUCGGACCCGCUGAGGGACACCUCUCCCGUUUUAGAAUUUGUGCACGUGGCCGAAAUACGGGGGGGAAAUACGCAGGGUAGCCAAUUUAUCUUUGCUAACGAUGAACGGAUAGCGGCUAUUUGAAAAGGAUUCGAGCAAGAAACACAGUUCCUUAAAUGAUCGCUCUAACCUUUUCUAACCGGAACUGUCUACUAGCUCUCACAUUUUGACCACGAUCCGUUUCAUGAAACAGAAUUAACUUUCUUUACUCUCUAAAUAUUUUGAUGAAAUGGGGAUAUCCGGGAUUAAUAGUCUUUAUCCAAUUCAAAUAGUUUGGAAGUACAUUGAAGAAAAACGAGUUCAAAUUUGCGCCUUUAAAGGUGCAACCCAAUGCCAUUCUGGAACUGCAUCGUACAUCUGGGACCCGUUGCAUAAAACUUUUGCCAUAUUAAAAACUUGCAAACAAAAUUAUGCCUUUGAAACUUACACAUUAAAAAACUCUGCCAUAGUUUUUUUUUUUGCAACAGGGCCCUUGUGUGCAACUUUGUCCCCUACAAUUCUUGAAGCACGUUUACAGAUGCUUAUGUUCACGUUUUCGGAACAAAAAGGUGCGAAAUUACACUUUAUUGUUGCAUUGCUGAAAGUGCAAAAGUGAACCCGUUUUUCUUGCAGUUUACAGUUUUGCGAUGAAUUGCAAAUAUGAAAGAACACCCCUGAUUGGUUCCUGGUCAGUAUUUUAAACUUAAUGUGCAUGUAACAUUGAUAUUGAUUGGUCAGUUAAUUUAGCGUUUGAUCGCUAAUCUUUGUGUUACGGAGCCCUGAAUUUCCUUCUGUAAUCAUGAAAUAUUGCUCUCCUUUAUUUCCGAUGAGUGAAGCUGUGUCAAAAUUUUCGAAUAAAGAUGAAAAUUACCGAAAAAUAAAA
Messenger RNA from Lytechinus pictus (painted urchin), 4801 nucleotides. Its product is annotated as polycomb complex protein BMI-1-B-like. The transcript has 9 exons. The record is from RefSeq and is a predicted model, not a curated record. Gene Ontology annotation, molecular function: promoter-specific chromatin binding. NCBI's taxonomy places the organism in Eukaryota, Metazoa, Echinodermata, Echinoidea, Temnopleuroida, Toxopneustidae. Gene Ontology annotation, cellular component: PRC1 complex. Gene Ontology annotation, biological process: negative regulation of transcription by RNA polymerase II. Bases 541 to 1956 code for a protein of 471 amino acids.